Molecule: messenger RNA, 2542 nt
Organism: Salarias fasciatus (jewelled blenny)
Lineage: Eukaryota; Metazoa; Chordata; Actinopteri; Blenniiformes; Blenniidae
Product: caspase-6
Exons: 8
Coding region: 64-969 (301 amino acids)
Biological process (GO): apoptotic process; proteolysis; positive regulation of neuron apoptotic process
Cellular component (GO): cytoplasm
Molecular function (GO): cysteine-type endopeptidase activity
Source: RefSeq, a predicted model, not a curated record
GUUGGUUUCCGAAGCAGAUUUGUUUCUCAGUGUGAGAGUCAGAGAAAAGAGGAGUCGUCAAACAUGUCUAAAAGGGCGAAAAACAGCGAAGACGGAAGUGUUGUUGAAGACAGCAGUCCAGCGCCAGACAGGCCGGUAUGCAUGGAAAACCUAACAGAGACUGAUGCCUUCAUAAAAAGCUCCUUAGGCUUGGAUCCAGCAGAGGAGUACAAGAUGGGCAACUUGCGACGAGGCGUCGCGCUCAUUUUUAACCAGGAACGCUUCUUUUGGCGUCUGGGGCUGAACGACAGGCACGGAACGAACGCCGACCGCUACAACCUGGAGAGAAGACUGAAGGACCUCAAGUUUGACGUGAAGGUUUUUGACAACUACAAACAAGCGGAAGUCUUGGAAAAAAUCUAUGAGGCUUCAGAGGAAGACCACUCCGAUGCAGACUGCUUCCUGCUCAUUUUCCUCAGCCACGGUGAGAACGAGGAAGUUUACACCUACGACGGUAAGAUCAGCAUCCGGGACAUCACGUCCAUGUUUAAAGGAGACAAGUGCAAGAGCCUCGUGGGAAAGCCGAAGAUCUUUAUUUUACAGGCAUGUCGCGGAGAUAAACACGACGAUCCAGUGACCGUCUGCGACGCCGUCGACAAUGAGGUCAAGACGAACGAGGUGGUGGUGGAUGCCAGUGCUGUCCACACCCUCCCUGCUGGGGCUGAUUUUAUCAUGUGCUAUUCUGUAGCUGAAGGCUACUAUUCCCACCGGGAAACUGUCAACGGCUCGUGGUACAUCCAGGACCUGUGCAACUUGCUUGAGCAAUACGGGGAGUCCCUGGAAUUCACAGAGUUACUCACGCUCGUCAACAGAAAAGUCUCGAUGAGGAGCGUUGGGAACAGCUCAGACAAGAAUGCUAUCGGGAAGAAGCAAGUGCCUUGUUUUGCUUCGAUGCUCACCAAGAAACUGUACUUCCGACCGAAAAAAUAACUCCACCAGGCCUCUGUCUUCAAAUGUGCUGGUUUCAUAGUACUGAAAGAAGAAAAAAAGGGCUUUUUGUCAAAGAUUUUUAAAUGAAUAGCUAUUUUUUUUUUCUGGUCCUCGUCGGUAUUUUGUUCAUAAAUACUAUUUUUUACAUUUACUUCAAAUCACCAGGUAAUUGGCAGCUCUGAUACUUCCAGUGAUGCCAGCGAUCCCAGAAUAACAGGAACAGCCUCAGUUCAUGUGAUACUCCUUCCCUCAGGCAGUUACUCAUUCUCUCGCUCUAAGAAUAAAAGACAGGUUUGUGGGUUUCAUAAGACUUUGGACAAAAGUUACUUUGUUUUUUUUUUUUCUUUCAAGAAAAGUAGAACAGGUAAAGUGAAACAAGGAGCACUGACUUCUUGUAAACUGGUUGCAACAUCAUGUUCUUUUGGCGUACCUAGAUGUGUGAACACAGCACUCUAUUUUCAGUUAGAAAGUCACCUGGAAAUUCAUUUUUGUUCUUUACACCAAAUGUCAAGUCUAAUGACUUGUUGAUCAUUAGAUAUGAGGCGUUCUGUGAUUUUGUUCAACCCUUGUACAUCAGGACACAUUUUGCACUUUCAAGCUAUUUGCUUUCACACUACAGGAUUGUUAUGGACCUCAUUUCUUUUCGUAAUUCGCGUUAAAAUGCUUCGGUGGCACCGAGCUGAUGUUUUCAUGCUGUACUGGAACUUUCAAUCUAUACCUGGUUGUAUUUCUGGUGAUAUUGUAUGGUUAGCUGUUCUCUACAGAAGCUGGAAGUGUCAGAGCGUUCUUUUCCUGGUAGUUAAAUCAGUCGCAGGUAUUUCUGUUAGCCAGACAGAUAUUUUCCAAUAUAUUCUAGGAGGAAGGUGAAAAUACCGUGACAGUUUUUUCCCCACAUUAUUACUGAGUGGAGACAGAGCUGUCACCUGUUCAAACACUACUUAAAACAUGUCUGCCUUCAGCCUCAUUCCUUGAGUUAAAAAAAAAAGGGAAUUUUGUGUGUUUUUGCUGUUUGUGUUGUUGCAGCUUAUGGUAAAUUAAAGAAUGCGUGCAUGUGUAUUUGCACCCAGAAUGACAACAAACACUCGUUUGGACAGAACCUCAGGGAGGAGGGUGUGUUUUCAAAGCGGUACUUGGACCUGAAACACUUCCAGCUGUGUCAUAUCUGUGUCAGGAAAAUUGAAGCUAACAGACAUACACACUGAGCUGUAAUCUUGUGAUAACACUGUUUUUUUUGUACCACAGUAAGACUUUAAUCACUGGUUUUCUCUCCAGAUGAGUUUACUUCAUAAAAUCCAUCAUAGUUCUUUUGACCAAAGAGUGUGACCUUUUUUAUUUGUCUGAAAUGUUGGCAAGUCUGCAUCUCGUUAAACAAGGAACAUCUGUUCACGAGUGAGUGGAAUAUUAAGAUACUGGUGAUUUAUUGAAGACAUAUUCAACCUCAUGUCAGGAAAUAACGUUUUAAUUCGUCAUUAUUGUGUAUUUCUCAAGGAUACAAUUGGCAUCAUCAUCACGACUGUAACCAAAACGGAAUAAUAUGGAUUCUCGAUUAAAAAGGUGCUAUUAUCAAAAUGAA